AUGGACAUCGAUGACAUCCUCGCCUCCGUCGAUCGCAACGAUGUCUCUUCCCCCGAGUCCGCAGCGCUUGACCACCAGUUGCUCACUCGCUUCUGGGUUGCCGAGCGCGGCGUCUCCGAGCUCUUACCCUGGCCAGCCACCCUAAUGGACCGCACGAUGGAAAGAGUGCGCAAUCAGAUCGAAUCAAUCGAAGACCUAGCCGCUUCCUCUUCCGUUCCCCUCCCAACAUCCAACUCAAACAACACCGCCAACAACCCAACCCUAAACCUCAAACUCUCAAUCCUUCAAACAGACCUCUCCAGAUCCCAAUACCUAAUCCGCUCCAUCCUCCGCCAACGCCUCUCAAAACUCACAAAACACUCCAUGCACUACCUCCUCCGCGUCUCCGCCUCCACUCCCUCCCAACAACAACCAGACCCCUCCCAACCCAACAAUACCCAACAACAACCCGAAGACUCCAUCCCAGACCUCACAGCUGUGACUGAUCCGUCUCCGCUCUCGCCCCAAGAACUGGCGUUCUUGCACGCGCAUCAGACGCUCCUGGCGGGGCAUUUUGGGGCCUCGUUUCUCAGUUCGUUUCCGCCGCAGUUGAGGCGUUUGGAUGAUAAUGCGGGGGGUACUAGUAUGGUGCAGGGGCCGGAUGGAAGGGAGGUGGUUUUUGUGAGGUGUCUUAGUGAGGGGGUUAGGGUGGUCGUGCCGCCUGGGGAUGGGGUGGAGGUUGAGACGGAGGGGACGGAGAUGCGGAUGGGCGAUGUUUGGGUUGUUAGGUGGGAGGGGGUUAGGGGUGCUUGGGAACGAGGGGAGGUGGAGGUACUUUGA
Molecule: messenger RNA, 819 nt
Organism: Aspergillus alliaceus
Lineage: Eukaryota; Fungi; Ascomycota; Eurotiomycetes; Eurotiales; Aspergillaceae
Gene: sld5
Product: putative GINS DNA replication complex subunit Sld5
Exons: 2
Coding region: 1-819 (272 amino acids)
Biological process (GO): DNA-templated DNA replication; double-strand break repair via break-induced replication
Cellular component (GO): GINS complex
Source: RefSeq, a predicted model, not a curated record